AUGCCUCACUUGGCGUCUUCUCUAAUCUUCCCGCGCCAGUCACCCGACCUCCCUUCACCGUAUGGGGUGCAAGUUCUCCGGGCCUCCUUGGCAAGCUAUCUUCACGAGCUCAGAGGGAUGGCUCGCAGCCGCUCUGGGCUUGCACGAGAAGCAGAACCAGCGCGGUUAUUUAAAUGGGGACGGUCGCAUGUCCGCAAAUCCUCCCACCCACCUCCCACAACAUUCACUAUCAUGCCUUCUACUUGCGAUAUCGAGCUCGACACCGAGUCCUACAAGGGGAAGAUCCACAUCGAGACCGGGCUCUUCAUCGGCGGAAAGUUUGUCGACCCUAUCGAGUCAAAGGAGCUCGUAGAUGUCAUCAACCCAAGCACGGGUCUGAAGAUCGCGAGCGUCCAGAUCGGGACCAGCAAAGACGUGAACUUCGCCGUCGACACGGCGUGGAAGACUUACCGGUCCGCAUGGGGCCUGAAGGUUCCGGCGGCCCAGCGUGGAAAACUUCUCGCGCGUUUGGCUGAUCUUCUCGAGCGCGACUUGGAUCAAUUCGCGGCUCUGGAGACGCUCAAUGCCGGCAAACCAUUCGCCGUUGCGCAGAGGAGUGACAUAGCCGGAAGCAUCCGCUGCAUCCGGUACUUUGCGGGUUAUGCUGACAAGAUUCACGGCGACACGAUCGAGACUCACGACAAGCGCUUGGCCUACACCCGCCGGGAGCCAUAUGGGGUUGUUGGCCAAAUCAUUCCUUGGAAUUUCCCGAUGAUGAUGUUGUCUUGGAAAGUUGGACCGGCCUUGGCCACCGGAAAUUGUAUCGUCAUGAAGGCAAAUUUCUUCCCUUCCGAGCUGACGCCUUUGUCUGCGCUCAAAUUCGCCGAACUCGUCAAUGAAGCCGGGUUCCCUCCCGGUGUUUUCAACAUUGUCAACGGCUACGGUCCUACUGUCGGCCAGACUAUCAUCGAGCACCCGGACAUCCAGAAAGUUGCGUUCACCGGAAGUACUUUGGUCGGACGCAAAGUUCUCGAAGCCUCGGCGCGGACGAAUUUGAAAGUGGUCACGCUGGAGCUCGGAGGAAAGAGCCCGAGUAUUGUGUUUGACGACUGUGACCUCGAGCAAACCAUCCGUUGGGUCGGCGCUGCUAUGUAUGAUAACAUGGGCCAAUCUUGUGUUGCUGGAACACGUAUCUUCGUGCAAGCUGGCAUCUACGACAAAUUCAUCGGGCGUUUCACCGAGCUCGUGAAGACGCUGGCAAAGGACACCGGAGACCCAUUCGCGAAGGCAACCAGGCACGGACCUCAGGUCUCCCAAAAUCAAUUCGACCGAAUUAUGAGCUUCAUUGAAUCCGGUAAGAAGGAUGGUGCUACAGUGCACCUAGGAGGAGACAGGCACGGUUCCGAAGGAUACUUUGUGCAGCCCACAAUCUUCACCAAUGUCAAACCCGAGAUGAAGAUCGUCCAAGAAGAGAUCUUCGGGCCGGUUGCCUCGGUCUUGAAGUUUGAGACUGAAGAAGAGGUCAUCGAAGCCGCAAACAAGACAUCAUACGGUCUUGCUUGCCUGGUAUUCUCUGAAAACAUCAAGCGUGCUCUGCGCGUCGCACACCAGCUCGAGGCCGGCUCUGCCUUCAUCAACAUGCCCCAGAUGACCGAUGCCGCAAUUCCUUUCGGCGGAUUCAAGGAGUCCGGAAUCGGCCGUGAGCACGGAGAAGGUGCUCUCGAGACCUACACCCAGGUCAAGAGUGUGCACGUCAACCUGGGAGAAAUGCGCGCGCUGAGCUCACUACCACUUGAUGAUGACAUCGUCCACUCUCUCAUGACAUUCUGCCCCGACUUUCGAACGCUCCAAAGCCUGAUCCUUGUGUCGAAAGCCUUCUUCGCCGUCUACGAAUCUCAUCCGCGGUCUAUCACUCGAUGCGUUGCCUAUAAUGUCGUCGGCCCCGCUCUGCCGCAGGCUCUCCGCGUGCUUAGGUUCCCGACAAGCGAAUGGGCGCGGCAGCGCGAUGCCAACCCGGAUGAACUUGCGGACACGUGUCCGGAAGACCACGAGCCGAGUGUGAUUACCUGCGAAGAGAAGAACCUGCUCCAGGAUAAUGCGGAGAUGAUCGCUAGGUUCGAGAACAUCUACAGCUUCAGAUUUAAGGACCGAAACUCAAGGACCAGUGUGCUCACUCCUGAAGAAUCUCAAAGGUUCCGGCGCGCCGCGUAUCGUAUCUUGCUGUACUCGGAGAUCUUCACCUCAAGAGGAUGGGAUGUGAAUGAUAUCCUGGACAUGGAGGCCGAUGAAGUGAUGGACUUUGUGAAACAGCGGACCGCAUUCUUCAUGCGAUUCCCCACAGACGAGUUGCUGGAGAUUUGGUCUGUCACCGAGUACAUGCGGCACAUAUACUUGGAGCUCGGCAUCAGGGAGGAGAGUACAGAUGUUGCAAUGAUGCACCUGCUGACUUUGGGACCAGAAGCCGUCGUUCAGGCAUGGGACACUCGCAAUCCGUAUGGCGUUCUUUGUGAGAUGGACGUCGAUGACUUUUCGGAAAUGGACGAGGAGCCUCCGUUAUUUUCAGGGUUCUAUGACGCGCCUCUGCAGAAGAUAUGGUCCGUUCGGAAGGUCCAGGCACCCAAAGAAGACGAUUCUCCUUCCAAAUGGGUCUUGGACACCGUGAACGGCGCGAAUGAUACAUGGGGGCUGCAGCUUUUGAGUUCCGCAAACUGGGGUCGCUUUCCGUGCAAAACUACCAGUUUCUGGCCAGGCAAUCUUGCUCGUAACAUCUCUCUUUGGAACACGAUUGACCAGCUCGAUGUGGAAAGGCAGAAUACUUCGAACUGGUUUGAAUCAUGGAUCCUGGGGGUCUUCGACGCUCGACCGACGGACGCGAACUCGGAAUGGGCAACUUGGACUCCGGACGAUUCAUAUUGUAAAGACUGUAUAGCCAAAUUCCUGAAUGGCAAUGCCUGGCGCUGGUUGCUGAACAAGAAGAUCGAGAGUGGCUGGAAUCCUCCGGAGAACUGCUGGUAUGGGUACAACUGCCGAACCCAGACCCGCGUUUCAACGCACGCAGCCAAGUUGAACGAGCCAGACCCCGAACCUUUUCUGCCGCCCGAGCUCGAAUGGCUAAUCUUCGAAUUCGCCGCUAAAAUGCACCCGCAAUGCAUCGUCCAGUGUAUCCGGGUCGCGCGUCGUGUCCGCAUAUGGUUGGAGCCCCUCCUCUACGGAAAGUUCCUCGUCGAAGAUUCCACCGCCGAGCAUAUACGCGCAACCGUUUCGCUGGACACCAUGUUGGGCAUCCUCAGUGCGAAACCACCGGACUUCCUGCGCAGGCACAUACACCACCUCGCUCUAUCGACCUCGAUGGAAGAAGACGUGCUGGCCCGUCUUCUGCAAGCGUGCAGCAACGUGAAAGAUUUGUGCCUGUGGUCCGGCGGCACGUCUCUCGCCACCUGGCUCCAGGUCCGGCGCCUUGAGAACCUGGAGCGUCUGUCGGUCAAUAUGCAAACUUUGUUCAUCGAUGCCUCGGAUGGGGAGACAUACCUGCCUCCCACGGUAGAGCUGCUUACAGCAUUCCGACACAUCACGCACCUCGACCUGUUCGGGCACAUAUCGCACGCGACGUGGCCGGUUUUCGCAGCGCUGCCUGCCCUGACGAACCUCGCGUUCAAUGACGACUUUUUUCCGGAGACGUUGGACGCCACAUUCGAGCGAUGCCCCAAUCUCCGCGUGCUCGUCGUCAUCUACAACGCCUGGGAGGACUACCACUGCAAGUUCCAAGAGCGGGAGGACGUGUCUUUAGAUGCGCGCGUGUGUUUGGUGUACUGUGGGAACUUCACCGGCGAUUGGCUUGAGGGGCUCGCUGGAGGUGUCGACUUUUGGACGAGGGCCGAGCAAUUCCUUGAGCGCAAACGCCUUCGUCAAGUUCCAGAAACGCACUUCUUCGUCGAUAUCAAGGCAGCAUAGAAUGCUUGACAUUUGGCCCAGCGCUUGCAUACAUUCACCAUCGCACGAAGGUCUGAAUCCACUAGAAGCAAGAAACCAUCGACGUCUUGCCCACGGACCUCUUCGCAAUACUCGAAGCUGCAAUCGCGACGGAUAUUCCAGUGUCAGCUCGUCACACGCCGUUGCAAUGAUCAAAGUGGGCGAGCGAUGUUUACAGAAUCUCUAUCCCCACUCGUCCAAAGCGAUGCAUCACGGGAAAGAUGUUAUGCUGAUGCCCAAGGUGCUCCACAGCGCGGGGCUGAUAGCAUGAGCACAAAACUCUGUUUCAAGCGGUAGGAACUGGAGAACUUUCAGCUUCAAGGUAAAUAGUGGCUCGUAUGGUAUCGAGUGCUUGCUCCUCUCGACACAAUCUGAAUACUUGCUUGUUUGAUUUUUGCACCAUGCCUAUCUGAAACUGCCUCAUCUCAUUGCCCUUUCGCUCUCCCCUGAUUGUCAAACUCUGUAAAGAUUGGCUCACGCAUCUGCAUUUCGAGCCAAUGAGGGUGAUCGUUG
Molecule: messenger RNA, 4461 nt
Organism: Mycena citricolor
Lineage: Eukaryota; Fungi; Basidiomycota; Agaricomycetes; Agaricales; Mycenaceae
Source: the annotation of a GenBank genome assembly